AUGUCAAAUGUUGAGCAUUCUCAGUCUGUAUCAAAUGACGAACAAUUGCCACUUGCAACACAAGAAGAAAUUGAUAGUUCUCAACCUAUUGAACAAACAGUUGGGAGCACUAGUACUGAAAUACAAGUUACAAAAGGCAGGAAGAGAAAAUCAACUGUGUGGGUCGAAGUAUCAUAUGUUCAAUGUGUUUGCUGUGGGGUGAAAAUACUUAAACCCAAGUCAGGUACAACCUCUCAACUUCUUAGGCAUGUUAAGGAAUGUGCUAAGAUAAAAUCAAAGAGUCAACAACAAGUUGACUUCUCAGACAAGAGACAGAAGUUACUGAACUUCUUGCCUUCAGAAGUUCAGGGUGAGUCAGAGAUUCCUAUUUUCUAUGAUCCCAAGAAUUUCACAUCGGGAAAAGAGGCCUCUGCUGCCAUGACAGCGUUAGAUGGAAAGGAACUCCAUGGACGCAUCGUUCGAGUUAGUUUUGCCACUGAACGUCGUGCUGGUUUUGGCGGCGGCAGUUACGGCGGUUAUGGUGGUGGUGGAGGUUAUGGUGGAGGUGGUGAUGACUUUGGCAGUGGAGGUGGCGGUGGUGGUUUUGGUAGCGGGGGAAAAUACAAUUUUAAUAAGGGUGGGAGAAAUAAUGAAGAUUUCAAGGGUGAUUAUGAUGAUGGUGAUGAUUAUGCAAACAAAAGAGGCUGA
Molecule: messenger RNA, 687 nt
Organism: Phalaenopsis equestris
Lineage: Eukaryota; Viridiplantae; Streptophyta; Magnoliopsida; Asparagales; Orchidaceae
Product: keratin, type II cytoskeletal 1-like
Exons: 3
Coding region: 1-687 (228 amino acids)
Molecular function (GO): nucleic acid binding
Source: RefSeq, a predicted model, not a curated record